CUGUCAAAGUCGUCAGACACUUCAUUUCACUAUUUGUUAUCAUCAUCAUAUUGAAAAAGUUAUUACGGAAAAUAGUCGAAAAACAUUUUUUGCUUACAAUAAAAAAAUAAAAUUCAAAACUGAUCGAGUGAGAAGGAAUUGCUCGCUUUCAUUCGCAUCGUCUACUGAACAUUUUUACCUGAAAACGACCCAACGACCAACAUAAUCCGUAAACAUGGGCAAAGCGGAGGUUGGUACGCCAAAAUAUUUGGCCAACAAAAUGAAGUCCAAAGGACUACAAAAAUUGCGCUGGUAUUGUCAGAUGUGUCAGAAGCAGUGCCGCGAUGAAAACGGCUUCAAAUGCCACACUCAAAGUGAAUCCCAUCAGCGCCAGUUGCUAUUGUUCGCUGACAACUCCGGUAAAUACAUUCACAGUUUCUCGAAAGAAUUUUCCGAUGGUUUCAUGGAACUACUUCGACGACGGUUCGGCACAAAGCGUGUAUCAUCCAACAAAGUGUACCAGGAAUACAUCUCACACAAAGAUCAUCUUCACAUGAACGCUACGAGGUGGCUGACGCUAUCGGACUACGUAAAGUGGCUGGGUCGAUCUGGACAGUGUAUCGUUGACGAAACAGAAAAGGGCUGGUUCAUCGCGUACAUCGAUCGUAGUCCUGAAGUUUUAGAGCAGCAAGCGAAAGUUGCCAGAAAGGAGAAACAGGACAAGGACGACGAGGAACGACACAUGGAAUUUAUCAAUCAGCAAGUUGAACGGAACAAGAAGGACGGUGAUUCGGCUAAGGAAGUUGAACUGUGCGAAUUCAAGCGAGAAAACGACGACGAAGUCGUUAAAUUGGAAAUUAAAGCGCCGAAGAUCAAGGCAGAAUCGAUCCUGCUGAAGCCGAUGAAAAUUGAGAAACGAAGUGUCGACGAUGAUGAUACACGUUCGGUGCGCAGUGAAAAGAAGUACAAGCCUAGCUCCAGUCAGAAAGACGAUGGAAAGAAGCUAUCGGCGCUGGACGAAAUAAUCAAAAUCGAGGAAUACAAAAAGGAGAAGGCGAAUCGCAAGGACUAUUGGUUGAGUGAAGGGAUUGUGGUCAAAUUGAUAACGAAGUCACUGGGCGAUAAAUAUUACAAGCAGAAGGGUGUUGUCGUUGAAGUAAUGGAAAAGUAUCGGGCAAAAAUCAAACUAUUGGAAACCGGCGAAAAGGUCAAAAUCGAUCAGUCUCACGUCGAAACGGUCAUUCCAGCGGUUGGAAAAAUAGUUUGUGUUUUGAAUGGAGCUUACCGAGGCUCGAAGGCCACGUUGCUCAGUCUGGACCAAGAUAAUUUUUGUGUGACGAUCGAAAUUGCUGCAGGACCACUGAAAGGGCGAGUGGUGAAAAGUGUUCAGUACGAAGACGUUAGCAAACUGUUUCAGGAAUAGAAUGAAUGUCAAUCUGUAUUCGAGCGGAAUAAAUGUGUUUACAGAAAAA
Molecule: messenger RNA, 1451 nt
Organism: Bradysia coprophila
Lineage: Eukaryota; Metazoa; Arthropoda; Insecta; Diptera; Sciaridae
Gene: kin17
Product: kin17 DNA and RNA binding protein
Biological process (GO): DNA damage response; DNA replication
Cellular component (GO): nucleus
Molecular function (GO): double-stranded DNA binding
Source: RefSeq, a predicted model, not a curated record